Messenger RNA from Fimicolochytrium jonesii, 1533 nucleotides. RefSeq lists its product as uncharacterized. Lineage: Eukaryota; Fungi; Chytridiomycota; Chytridiomycetes; Spizellomycetales; Powellomycetaceae. The record is from RefSeq and is a predicted model, not a curated record. Gene Ontology annotation, biological process: regulation of transcription by RNA polymerase II. Gene Ontology annotation, cellular component: nucleus. Bases 72 to 1328 code for a protein of 418 amino acids. The transcript has a single exon.
ACUUGCCGGAGAAGUAACUGCUUCAACGCGUGGGAAUUUCAGCAUCACUCCAUUAGCAUGGCCAGACAGCAAUGACAACCGCCCAAGAGCAACACAUACAGCGACAGGGAGAGGAAGCAGCACGAACACAAGGUCAAGCGAAAGAAGGAGGAAGCACGCCCAUAGCACCCGACGUCCUCGACGCUUCACAUGCCCUGCUCUCCCUUGCUCGCCCACUCACAGACCCAGUACCGGAAGUCGUGGCCGGAGGUGGAAAUGGUAUAGUGAUCGACAUGCAGCAACAGCAGCCGUCAAGCCGGGGAACGGGUCCGCGGGGCAAGCGGAAGGUCGGAGAGGAGGGAGGAGAUGACAUGCUGACUGGGGCACAGAAACGGAAACGGAAACGGAAACGUCCCACGCGAGAGAGUGGGGAAGUGACAGAGACGGCAGCGACAGGCCUCACUCACCAAGCUGACGGAAAUGCGCUUGUGGAGGCGGCGAUACCGAGCGAAUUUGGAGGGCCGUAUACGGGUAGUGAGAACGACACGAUGGCCGAGGUGCUGGAUUCCGCCGACAAUGAAGCAGGAGAUACGACGGAUGGGGAAGAAACUCCAUUGUCGGAUACUGGUUCGACAUUGGACGGCCAUCUAAGCGUUGGUCAAGGCGUCGUCGGAGGACCCGGCGGUGGUGUUCCCGUCCAUAUUCCCAUCCUCCCAUCAUCGAUCAGCCGACAAGUACCAGAAUCCAUCACAUUACCUCACGAAUCCAUACCUACCACCACUCCAGCACCGACCAUCCGCCGCCAAUCCGGUCCCCCAGCACCACCUCCCACCCCCGUCACCCUUCACCACCUCUACGACUCCAUUCUCACGCAACCCCCCUCCCCCACCACAACCCGCUUCCACUGCCCCUUCCCCACCUGCCCGCGCACCUUCUCCAAGCGCUACAAUCUGCGCCAACACUUCUCCUCCAUCCACGCACGCACCCAAGACCGACGGUACAAAUGCACCCAGUGCGACAUGGAUUUCAGCAGGAAAUACGAUCUGCAGCGACAUGUGGGGAACCUACACCCAAGUGAGCGGUUGGUGAAGCUGGCGAGGGACUGUUGGGGCUUGGUGGAAAGGUUGAGGCAUUUGACGGCGGUCAGGGAGACAGUUGCUAUGGCGUAUUCGGCCUUUGAGGGUGGGGUCGACGGGGAAAGCGGGUAUGAUGAUGAUGGUGCGAAUACGUUGGAUGGGCUGGAUGAAGGGAGCGAUGAUGUUACUUCCUCGGACGCAGAACCAUCACCAUCAAUGCUCGCUGCUGCUGCCGCCGCCGCCGCUGCACUCGCGCUGGCUUUCUCUCGCUAGUCCAGAAUAAUGCCUACCGCGAACUUCCAUCAACAUCCCUGUGUCGAGAUCACGUUCGCAGUCAAGUUGCAAAGAAACACCUAUUUCCCCGUGCCUCAAAAUCCUUGAAUGUAUUCUGUACAACUGAUACCCACUUUUCUUUGGUGAGGAUUUGGGGCGGCGGACAAUAUAUACCCGUGUGCUAUACUCCAUACGAUGGACCUCA